Molecule: messenger RNA, 949 nt
Organism: Enhydra lutris kenyoni (northern sea otter)
Lineage: Eukaryota; Metazoa; Chordata; Mammalia; Carnivora; Mustelidae
Product: glyceraldehyde-3-phosphate dehydrogenase-like
Exons: 1
Coding region: 380-949 (189 amino acids)
Molecular function (GO): oxidoreductase activity, acting on the aldehyde or oxo group of donors, NAD or NADP as acceptor
Source: RefSeq, a predicted model, not a curated record
UAAAACAGAAAACACAAGAAUAUCUGUAAGACUGGGUAGAUGGACUAAAGAGAAAAGGGGGAAACACACAACAGUCUUCCCAUGAAAAGCAAGUACGCUGACUUCUGUGAUAGUAUUCUUGAAAAGAAACGGAAGUGAGUUAGCUCUUUUAUCUCUAUCUACAUAAGAAUGAGUGUCCAAGUAAACAAAUACCUUCAACUAAGAAAAUACUGUAUAUUUAUGACUCUCUCAAUCAAAUCCACUGUAUCUUCUAUAUUCAAAGCUGGAAGCAUCUCUCUUAUGUGGGGAUAAGGGUUAUUUUAGGGAUUCUGUUUAAGAUGUUCUCAUCUAGGGCAGGGCAAAGAGGGUCAUCAUCUCUGCUCCUUCUGCUGACGCUCCCAUGUUCAUGAUGGGUGUGAACCAUGAGAAGUAUGACAACUCCCUCAAGAUUGUCAGCAAUGCCUCCUGUACCACCAACUACUUGGCUUCUUUGGCCAAGGUCAUCCAUGACAACUUCGGCAUCGUGGAGGGACUCAUGACCACCAUCCAUGCCACCACCACCCAGAAGACCAUGGAGAGCCCCUCUGGGAAGCUGUGGCGUGACAGCCAAGGGGCUGCCCAGAACAUCAUCCCUGCUUCCACUGGUGCGGCCAAGGCUGUAGGCAAGGUCAUCCCUGAGGUGAAUGGAAAGCUCACCGGCAUGGCCUUCCACAUCCCCACGCCCAACAUGUUGGUCGUGGAUCUGACCUGCCGCCUGGAGAAAGGUGCCAAAUACGAUGACAUCAAGAAGGUAUUGAAGCAGGCAUCAGAGGCCCCCCUCAAGGGCAUCCUGGGGUACACUGAGGACCAGUUUGUCUCCUGCGACUUUAACAGUGACACCCAUUCUUCCACCUUCGAUGCAGGGGCUGGCAUUGCUCUCAACGACCACUUUGUCAAGCUCAUUUCCUGGUAUGACAAUGAAUUUGGCUAG